AUCGCCCCCGUCAGCGACCAGCGACGGCCGAUGGCCCCUCCCAUCCGGCUGAUCACCUUCGACGCAUUCGACACGAUCGUCCGCCCCCGACUGCCGAUAUUCGUUUCCUACACUCAGAUAUUCAAGGCGCACAACAUUGCCGUUUCUCAGGAGGCGGUCAAGAGGGCUUUCAAACCGUCGUUUAGGAAAAUAGAAGCCGAGUACCCAAAGUACGGUCGAGACGCAGGCCUAACAGCCCGGAACUGGUGGGGGAAAGUGAUCGCCAGCACUCUAGAGAGCGCUGGUGUGCCGCAGGAACUUUCUGAGAAAGCUCUCCCGGGCGUCGUGGACGAUUUGAUGCGGCAUUUUGGGACUAAGGAGGGGUAUGACCUUUUCCCUGAUGUCCUGCCUGCAUCACUCAAAUCGCUACCUAAUCCGCCCCAUCUCGCCCUCGUGAGCAAUACCGACUCGCGAAUGCACACCGUGCUCUCCUCCCUCGGGGUUGCGCAUUUCCUCGAGCCUGCGAUCCUCAGCUCCGAAGUGGGGUUCGAGAAGCCCGACCAGAGGGUGUGGGAGGAGGCUGUCCGAAGGACCGGGUUGGAAGGACUGGAUUGGGAGGGGAGAGGAGGGGUGCUGCAUGUUGGGGAUGAGCUGGCUGCGGAUUACUGGGGUGCUAAGAAAGCUGGACUGGAAGCGCUGCUUGUCCGACGGCAUGGUGAGUAUAGCGAUGGGUCUAGGAGGGAAGCUACAGAGGAUCUGGACGGCGUAGACGUCGUUCCCGACUUUGGCGGAGUUGUGGACUAUGUGAGAAAGCGCAAUAACCCGUAG
Dacryopinax primogenitus is the source of this 807-nucleotide messenger RNA. Its product is annotated as HAD-like protein. The record is from RefSeq and is a predicted model, not a curated record. Lineage: Eukaryota; Fungi; Basidiomycota; Dacrymycetes; Dacrymycetales; Dacrymycetaceae. Bases 31 to 807 code for a protein of 258 amino acids. The transcript has 5 exons.